GGCGAGUAACAAGUCAUCGCUUUGGCUGAGCCGCUGUUAUCGCAGCUCCCGGUGUGUUGGGAUGAUCUGUUCGGCUGCCGUGUAGACAGAGAAAGUCUCAUCUCUCCGGACCUUCAAGUCCUGAGGCUCCAGCAGCCUCCUUCAUCAUCAUCAUCAUCAGCAGCAGCAGCAGCAGCAGCAGGAAGGAGUUUGAGUACAAUCUGAAAUCCAAUAGCCUUGGGAGGGAAUCAUUGAGCAUCGGUAUCGUUUAUUUAUCUCUCUCUCUCUCUCUGUAUUUAUAUAUAAAGCUCCGAGACAACUCGAGGUGUUGUUCCAGACUGAGAUCAGAUCAGAUCUCCAGGAGAGCAGAGGAGAGGAGAGAGGACUGGAUUCCCACAGCAGAGGAUCUGCGGGGAACGGUGUGUGGAACAUAGACAUAGACCUGGACCUGGACAUGGCAGGGAGGCUGAGCAGCGGUCUGGUUUGGGGAAAAUGUUCCUUUUAGGGAUUACACGUGCAGACAGGCCCUCGCUGGAGAGGAGAGUUGGUUGGUGAAAGUGGACAGAGGUCCCCCCCCACCCCAUGGCUCCAGCAAACAACCGUAAGGAUGGCAGCCCCUGGCCAAACAUGCCCUCAACUUUCUGGGCAGUAAUGAUCCUGGCGAGUCUUCUCAUCGCCUACUGCAGUCAGCUGGCUGCAGGUACUUGUGAGAUAGUCACCCUGGACAAAGAUAGCAGUCAACCUCGAAGGACUAUAGCCAGACAAACAGCUAGGUGUGCAUGUAAAAAGGGGCAAAUUGCUGGCACAACGAGAGCAAAACCAGCCUGUGUGGACGCACGAAUUGUAAAGAGUAAGCAAUGGUGUGAAAUGCUUCCAUGUUUGGAAAGAGAAGGCUGCAAUUUGUUAAUGAAUAAAUCAGGUUGGACCUGCACACAGCCAGGCGGGCGAAUAAAGACAACCACGGCUGGGGUUUGACAGCGCUGGAGGACUGAACACUGCUCCACUGCCGGGUCUCCUGACAAAUACAUCAACAACAAUUCCUUGUAGGAGCAGCAGCUUAGAACUCUCUGUGAGCUACUUACUCUAGUCAAGUUCUACGGCUGCGGACCAUCAUCUGUUGUACGUUAUUUCCUCAACUCUCUCUUUCUCCACAUCAAUCAAAGCGGCUUAAUCCCAUCCCUAUGUUUUUCAAGCUAAAAGGUGACUCGUUGUCUUGUUAGGAGACUGGGUCAAGAAAUGUAGAUAACAGCCAAGCUUGGGAAGCAGCAAUAGUGGCCGAGGCUGACGAUCCUCGUAACCUACUUUUCCACUGGUGUUGGACUAGCAUUACCUGUUUGAUGUUUCAACCCGGAAAGCCUGUUUUGGAGAAGACUGAACUAUUUCUAGCAGCCCUUAACAGGCAGUGAACAUGUGUCUCCAAGAGUUGCAGAAGAGCGGAGGCACAUCAGAAUGCAAAAGAGACACUGUGCUUUUAUUUAUGUAACUCUCUCUGACAUGCAUCUAUUUCCUCAUCUUUACCUGUUCAUAAAAUAG
This is a messenger RNA of Callorhinchus milii (elephant shark), 1512 nucleotides long. It is a transcript of the gene tafa5a, whose product is annotated as TAFA chemokine like family member 5a. Gene Ontology annotation, biological process: G protein-coupled receptor signaling pathway. The coding region runs from base 562 to 954 and encodes 130 amino acids. Lineage: Eukaryota; Metazoa; Chordata; Chondrichthyes; Chimaeriformes; Callorhinchidae. The transcript has 5 exons. Gene Ontology annotation, molecular function: receptor ligand activity; G protein-coupled receptor binding. The record is from RefSeq and is a predicted model, not a curated record.